AUGAACUAUCACCUCCUAACCAUCGCCGCCGUGGCCUUCUUGGGUAUUCGCUCAUCUGAUGCUCAGACGCCGAAAGCCAAGUUCGACUCUAAAGUGAAAUCUUUGGGUGUCAAAUUUUACACAGUGACCGAGAUUGGCAAGCUCACUGAUUGCAUCGAUGACUCUUUCUAUGAUUUAUGCACCAUGACAAAAAUUAAAGAAAAAGCAAUCUCAUGUGUAUUGGGUAACACUGCAGCUACAAAGUACAUUACUCUGAUGAACUUGCUAACGACAAGUGAGUUAUUUGGACCAUCUUACAAAAAAAAAACAAAAAAGAACGAAAUAUAA
This is a messenger RNA of Cooperia oncophora, 327 nucleotides long. The record is from the annotation of a GenBank genome assembly. Lineage: Eukaryota; Metazoa; Nematoda; Chromadorea; Rhabditida; Trichostrongylidae.